CUAGUGUGUCAUAACACAAGAAGUAACAAGCAUCAGCCAUAUAAUCUGGAAAAGAGAGACACAUCAACGCCACAACACACAAGGCUGUUCUUUGCUGACCCUCAGCUGCUUACGAUAUAAUAGAGUAUCACCACUCUGCUCUUCGACGUUUGUUCCCUUGGGCAUAUAUAUAUUCGCGGCUUCAUCAUAGCCCUACGCUGAUUGCGGUGCCCCCCCACCGCCGCUUCCUCUGCAGAUCGGUCUUCCUACGGCCCUCGAACACACCCAUUGGAGGGAAGGAAACCCUUCCCAGCUUGUGGCUUGUGCCUAUAUCCAUAAAGUAACCAUUCGCAAGAGGACCCCUACACUAUAGGCUCUCGAUUGCACGAUCAUCAUUUGGACUAAUCUCGAUUACUUCCUUUUCCGACCAAACCACAGCCAGACGCGAAACAUACUCUGCGUAGCGUUGCUUGCAUAUCCACGUCGAGAUUCCAGGUCACGUCGCUCGACAUUCUGUUUUUGUAUAGUACCGAUCGAAAAAGAUAACCCAGACGCAAAACAACAUAGAUAUACCCACUGUCCAGGGCAGCACCAAAGAGGGGCAUGACAUGAGACUUCAAUGAUUGCAGUAACGACACUACACGAACAAGGCGCGUCGGGUGACUACACCACGACUGAUAAAUAAAGGCCAAGGAAACCUUCUAGGGUGGGCAGACCGCUACUCACCAUGUCAGGGUCGGAUAGCAAGGCACGCCAAUCCUCCGGCGGCAAGUCUUUCUUCUCGAGGAGCAGCAAGAAGGACAGGAGGCAGGACAGCGACGAAUUCGGGUCGGAAUUCCAGGACAAGGGAUCGGUUGCAUCGAGAACCUCGCGGCACGCUCGAGGCAUCUCGAUUGCCUCGGUUGACCAGCUCCCGUCACCAACUACAGAUUCAAUGUCUGGCGUUAUAUCGUCGAUGCCAUACGACCAUGCGCCCGAUGGACGCUCACCGAUACCGGUUGAUUAUCUUCCGAGGGGUGACCAAAUGCCCAUGCGGAGAGAUCCGCAACCACAUCACUUGAAUAUGGGCGGUUCGGACUACCACCACUAUCCAGUCUUCGAUCCAUCGAGCGGGCAUAACCAACAAAACAGUUCGACGCAUGUCCUCUCCGGGCCGCGACCUCCUCCGAAUUCUGCAAAUAUUACAAUGGCGUCGACGGGGAAUAGGAUGACACAACUACAGCAAUGGGGACCCGGUGGGGCACAACGGCCUGGUAGCUCGAAUGCGAAUCAUAAUCCACGAUACGACUCCUACUCGACAUACUCGACGAACAAUUCCGCUGCGUAUCCUCGGCAAUCUUUUGAUCAGCAGAGUGUGGGCUCUGCAGCUGAGAGGGCGAGCGUAUUCUCCUCGAAUGGCUCGUCAAGGACUGUACAGCCGUCGGCCUCGCAGACCUCCCUAGCACCAUCACAAGCCUCGAGUCGAGACUCGCAUCGGGCCACUAAAAUGCCAUACCAUCGACCAGAUACCAUGAUGCAAUCACCGUCAAACUUCGACGUUACAAAGCCGGCAGAUGAGCGGGUCAUUGAGCAGCAGUUUUUGGCUCUGAUGCAGAAGCGAGGAUGGCAUAAUCUACCGGACCAGGCACGGCGUCAGAUGUUGGCCUAUCCGCCCGGGAAGAAGUGGACACUUGUAUAUCAGGAUCGCCUUACGGAAUGGCAGGGGGAGCAGAAGCGGCGGACAACUGCGAGGCAGUCGGGCAUAUAUGGACAGGCGGAGAUAAUGCUGGCCAACGCCGACGAGGAGGGAACGCCGGAAUGGUUUGUCCGGAAGGUGAUGGAUAACAGCAUUACGCAGAAGCAGUUGGCUAGUUUGGCUGUUAGUCUACGGACGCAGCCGAUCAGCUGGGUUAAAACUUUCGUCGAAUGCCAGGGCCAGGUCGCACUGACGAAUGUGCUUGGGAAGAUCAACCGCAGGCAGGCUAAUGGACCAGCGCCUGCUGAUGGGAAUACCAGCGACAAGGAUUUGGAUCGGGAGUACGAUAUCCUGAAGUGCUUGAAGGCUCUCUUGAACAACAAGUAUGGCGCUGAUGAUGCGCUUCAGCACCAGCAAGUCAUUGUUGCGCUGGCGACUUCCUUGAUCUCGCCGAGGCUCACGACCAGAAAGCUUGUGAGUGAGAUGUUAACGUUCUUGUGCCAUUGGGGCGAGGGCGAAGGACAUCUCCGCGUAAUUCAAGCCAUGGACCAUGUGAAGAACCAGAUGGGCGAGAAUGGCCGGUUCGACGCAUGGAUGCGGAUAGUCGAAGUCACCAUCGAUGGCCGAGGGAAGAUGGGCAGUCUCGUCGGCGCCAGCGAGGAAGUCCGUAGCGGCGGAAUCGGCAUGGAGAAUCUGCUCAUGGAAUACGCCGUUGCGACCCUCGUCUUGCUCAACAUGACCAUCGACGCGCCGGACAAGGACCUGCAGCUACGGGUGCACAUCCGCGCGCAGUUCACGGCAUGCGGGAUCAAGCGGAUCCUGACGAAGAUGGAGGGCUUCCAGUACGAGUAUAUCGACAAGCAGAUUGAGAAGUUCCGGCAGAACGAGGCCAUCGACUAUGAGGACCUCCUGGAGCGAGAGAACAGUGGCAUGAAAGAUGGCGAGGAGCCGGAGGUUCAAGAUCUUAGUGACCCGACGCAGAUUGUAAAUGCAAUCAUGCAGAAGGUCAAUGGGAGCCGGACGCAGGAUUACUUUGUCUCUGCGCUGCAGCAUCUCCUGCUCAUCAGAGACAAUGAUGGCGAGGAGCGGCUGCGGAUGUUCCAGCUGGUCGACUCGAUGCUCAGUUACGUCGCUAUGGACCGGAGGCUUCCGGACAUGGACCUCAAGCAGUCUCUCAAUUUCACCGUGCAGAGCUUGCUCGACAAGUUGCACACUGACUCAGAAGCGCGACAGGCGCUGGAUGAGGCCCAAGAGGCGCGCCAGGUUGCGGAUGCCGCGAUGGCGGAGCGCGACGAGGCGAAGGCGCAGAUCGAGCUCGGCGCCGAUGGCCUGGUCGCGAAGCUGCAGAGGCAGCUCGACGAGCAGGCGCAGGUCAUUGAGGUGCAGCGUCGCCAGGCGGACGGACUGAAGAGCGAGCUGGAGAAUAUGCACUCUGUCCGCGCCAAGGAGUCGCAGCGCAAUGAGCUGGAGACGAGAGAGCUCUACCUUAUGCUCCGCGAUGCGCAGGAUAUUGCUGCGUCGAAGGGGACGAAGAACGGGCUUGGCGAGUCGGAUCCUCAGCAUAUGAAGGGCAUACUUGAUAGGGAGAGGCUGAUGGAUCGCCUUGAGAUGCAGCUGCAGCGCCAGAAGACGCAGUAUAAGCUGGAGGGCAGGGUAUGGGGCGCGGAUAAUGGACCGUCUGAUCGUCUGCGUGCGCUACGUGAGGAGAUGGAUGGCGGAGAUGCAAUUCUCGGUUCGACGCAGCCGGCGGAUCUCACUAAUAGCGUGCUUGGGAGCGUCUCGAGGUCGACGAGGAUACAGAGGAAGCCUGUCGAUUCGCAUGCUGACCUGGCUGAGUCGGAUAGAGAGGACGACAACGCGGUGUUUGAGAAGCCGAGAGUGGUUGAGCUGAGGCGGCCGAGAGUGCAGGGCUCGAAGAAUGUUGUACCAGUAGUGGGAGCUAGUGAAGACGAGGACGAUGGAAUCACCACUGGGCCAUCUCAUACAAGCCUCGAGUCUCAGUCACCGAAGACGCCUAGUGAUGAAGACGCACAAAAGGUGGUUACGACAGGGUUCAAUGGACCACCGCCGCCUCCACCUCCCCCUCCACCACCUAUGCCUGGCCAGGCUGCUGGUGGAUUUAACGGUCCACCACCACCUCCGCCGCCGCCUCCUCCACCACCACCAGGAAUGGGUGGUGGUGGCUUCUUGGGACCACCGCCGCCUCCACCUCCUCCACCACCACCUAUGCCUGGCCAGGCUGCUGGUGGAUUCAACGGUCCACCACCGCCGCCGCCGCCUGGAGCACCUGGAAUACCUGGGGCGCCUCCACUACCUGGCGCCAUGGGGCCACCUCCUCCGCCUCCGUUGCCCGGACACAAUUCCGGUAACUUCCUUCCGCGGCCGCAGUUCUCUACAGUCCCGACCCUGGGCCUGCCCGUGGCGCGCCCGAAGAAGAAGCUCAAGGCGCUGCAUUGGGAGAAGGUUGAUACUCCUCUGACGACGCAUUGGGCGGCGCACGCGCCGACGCCGGCGGAGAAGGAGGAGAAGUAUGCGGAGCUGACGAGGAAGGGUGUUCUUGAUGAGGUUGAGAAGCUGUUCAUGGCGAAGGAGAUUAAGAAGAUUGGCAAGACGAGCGGGAAUAAGACUGCGAAGAAGCAGAUUAUCUCCAGCGACUUGGCUAGGACGUUCCAAAUCUCCCUCUCCAAGUUCUCGGCGUACUCGGUUGAGAAAGUUGUUCAGAUGAUAAUCCACUGCGACACUGAGGUAUUGGAUAACACAGUUGUGAUGGAGUUCUUGCAGAAGGACGACCUGUGCAAUAUCCCCGACAAUACAACCAAGCUCAUGGCUCCGUAUAGCAAGGACUGGACGGGUCCGGAAGCGAACAAGGAGACCCGUGAGAUGGACCCUGAAGAGUUGACGAGAGAGGAUCAGAUCUACCUACAGACCGCAUUCGAGCUGCACCAUUACUGGAAGUCGAGGAUACGUGCGCUGGCUCUUACGAGAACAUAUGAGGCCGAGUACGAGGACGUCUCGACCAAGCUUCGCCAGGUCGUUACUGUGUCCGAAUCCCUCCGCGAUUCCGUGUCGCUGAUGAAUGUUCUUGGUCUGAUUCUCGACAUCGGUAACUACAUGAACGACUCCAACAAGCAAGCUAGUGGUUUCAAGCUUAGUUCGCUGGCCCGUCUGGGUAUGGUCAAGGAUGAGAAGAACGAGUCCACCUUUGCCGACCUGGUCGAGCGUAUCGUCCGCACACAGUACCCCGAGUGGGAGAACUUCACCGACGACAUUGGCGGCGUCGUCACCGCGCAGAAGCUCAACGUCGAGCAGCUCCGCACCGACGCCAAGAAGUACAUCGACAACAUCCGCAACGUGCAAAUGUCUCUCGACUCCGGCAACCUCAGCGACGCGAAGAAAUUCCACCCCCAAGACCGCGUCUCGCAAGUGGUCCUGCGCUCCAUGAAAGAAGCGCGCCGCAAGGCCGAGCAGAUGCAGCUCUACCUCGAGGACAUGGUCAGCACCUACGACGACAUCAUGGUAUUCUACGGCGAGGACAGCUCGGAUGAGAACGCACGCCGCGACUUCUUCUCCAAGCUCGCCACCUUCGUGACGGAGUGGAAGCGCUCGCGCGACAAGAACAUCAGCCUCGAGGAAACCCGCCGCAAGAACGACGUGAGCAUGAAGCGCAAGAACGCCAUGCUCCUCAAGGUCAACAGCGGCACCCUCGCCGACGGGAGCAGCGCACCGCCCUCCCCCUCCUCAGCAGGCGCCAUGGACUCGCUCCUCGAGAAGCUGCGCGCGGCCGCGCCGCAGGUCCGCGAUCAGCGCGAUCGUAGACGCCGCGCGAGGUUGCAGAAUAAACAUCAGGUGCGCGUUGCGUCUGGUCAGAAGAUUCCCGAUUUCGACGAGAUUUCAGAGCUAGAAGCGGGCCUGCAGAGCCUGGAGAGCAUGGCGAGCGAGGCGCUGGCGGGCGAGUCGUCACCUGCGCCUUCUGGGGCGGCGGAGGAGGGUGGCGGCUCGGAUGAUGUUGCGGCAAGGGCUGCGCUGUUGUUGCAGGGGAUGCGAGGGGUGGAGGGGGAGGAUGCGGAGGGUGCGGAGAGGAGGGAUAGUGCGAGGAGGAGUCGGAGGAGGGAUACGGCGGAGGAGGAGAGGAAGACGAGGAGGAGACGCAGGGAGAGGGCGGGGACGAGUGGUGUGGCGGGGGAGGGGGAGGCGAUUGUGGAGGAUGAGGAGGAGGAGGAGAGUCCUGCGACGGCGGGGAGUGGGGGGGUUCCGGUGACGGUGGUGAGGCCGCCGACGCCGGAGGGGAGUCAGGGGAGGCCGAUUGAGUUGGAUGAUUAGAGGGGUGUAUACUUAGGUAAUGGUGGGUGGGGGGUUAGAUUGGAUUGAUAUGGCAUGAGGAGGGUUGGCAUGGGGUACGGCAUGGAAAGAUAGGGGGGUUGUUAUAUAGUAGUUGUGCGACUUAGGGACGCGGGCGCUUGUAUGUAUGCGCAACAGUGGGUUUGGCGUUUGGGAAGGGGCUUGGAAAGGAAAGCCUGCGUGCUGCUUUUUUGUUGUCUAUGGGGGGAUGAUAAUAUGCGUUUAGUCGGUUUUUGUAAUGCAGAGAGUUUGAACUUCCAGGGGUUUUGAGUUUG
Molecule: messenger RNA, 6267 nt
Organism: Pseudogymnoascus destructans
Lineage: Eukaryota; Fungi; Ascomycota; Leotiomycetes; Thelebolales; Thelebolaceae
Exons: 4
Coding region: 707-5974 (1755 amino acids)
Biological process (GO): barbed-end actin filament capping; actin filament bundle assembly; mitotic actomyosin contractile ring assembly
Cellular component (GO): cell division site; mating projection tip
Molecular function (GO): actin binding; small GTPase binding
Source: RefSeq, a predicted model, not a curated record